Molecule: messenger RNA, 3104 nt
Organism: Punica granatum (pomegranate)
Lineage: Eukaryota; Viridiplantae; Streptophyta; Magnoliopsida; Myrtales; Lythraceae
Source: RefSeq, a predicted model, not a curated record
ACGCGAACGCGAUACGGGACGAGAGGUACGUGCUCAGAAAAGGUUGACAUUGGAAAAGCAUUUCACGGUGGUUUUGCAGAACCGUUAAUUAACGAAGCCUCGUCCUAAAGCCCGAGCCUUUUUGGCGGGUGAUCAACCCAACUAACAACAGUUUUCACGGAGGAGGCAACCGCCGUCACUUCUCGCCGGAGACCCUGUUCCCUGAUCCGCCCCUGCUCCCCGCAGAGUUUGUCUGCAACAGCUGCUGUUGAAAGAAAGAGACUCGCUCUCUCGCUCAUAUGGGGAAGAAGACCGCCGAGGAGAGAAGACAUCAACCGCGCACUGACCCAAUAGAAAAAGGAAAAGGGUAGAAGAAAAAGCGAGCCCACGCCCUUAGAAGAAAAAAGGGCAAGAGAGAGAAGCAGAGACCCGUUUGGAAUUGGGGAUUGGAAUCUCUGUCUAUAGAGAGAGAGAGAGAGAGAGAGAGAGAUGGAAAGGGGGGAGAAAAGUGGGGAGAGGGAAGCAGAAAAGGAGGAAAAUUUGGGGGAAAAGUUGAGGAGAAGGGUCCUGCUAGUGUCGAGGAGGAAGGGGGGCCCAUCUACUCCAGUCCGCCUCCUUGUGUUUGCGCGUGAGCCCAUCAUUACUCUCAACACCUCUGCAACUGCAAACCCUUCUUCUUCUUCCUCCUCCUCCUCUCGUUGUAUCUCUGCCAGGAAGCUCGCAGCUGCUCUCUGGGAGUUCCACCACUACUUCCCCUUGUCCAGUAUGCACCGAGGUCUCGUCCCCAAUGGCGUCCCCCCCAGGCUCCGCCGCCUCAAGGACAAGGACGAUUGUGUCGGUGGGGGCGGCGGCGAUUUCAAGGAUGCCCACUUCAUUGCCGAUCCCUCCCCCAGCUCCCCUGAUCAGCCGGAGAGUGCUAGUAGUUUAAGGAGGCAUGUGACUGCUUCACUUUUGCAACAUCAUCGAUUGGUUGAGAGGGGCCGCCGUGCCAUACAACCCCUUUCCCCUGCUAGCUACGGCAGUUCAAUGGAGGUAACUCCCUAUAACCCUGCAGUCACUCCUUCAAGUUCUCUCGACUACAAAGGACGGAUCAACGAUCCCCAUUGCAGCCUCAAAACAUCAACGGAGCUUUUAAAAGUCUUGAACCGCAUAUGGAGCUUGGAAGAACAGCAUACUUCCAACAUAUCACUGAUAAAAGCCCUCAAGACGGAGCUCGAUCAUGCUCGAGCGCGCAUUAAAGAGUUGCUGCGCAAUCAGCAAUCUGACCACCGAGAGAUGGAUGCCUUGAUGAAGCAGAUCGCCGAGGAUAAUCUUGUUAGGAAAACCAAGGAACAGGAUAAGAUCCAUGCAGCCGUUCAAUCUACAAGGGAGGAGUUAGAAGAUGAGCGAAAGCUCAGGAAGCGGUCGGAGAGUCUGCACAGAAAGUUGGCUCGGGAACUUUCUGAUGCCAAAAGUUCUUUAUCGAAUGCUUUGAUGGAGCUCGAGAAAGAGAGGAAGUCGAGGAAGCUAUUGGAAGAUCUCUGUGAUGAGUUUGCUAUUGGGAUCCGAGAAUAUGAACAUGAGGUUCAUGCUUUGAAACAGAAGGGCGAUAAGGAAUGGGCCCAAGAGUCCGAUCACGACCGUCUGAUUCUCCAUGUGGCAGAAUCAUGGCUCGAUGAGAGGAUGCAGAUGAAGUUAGAAGAGGCCGAGGGCGAUUUCAUGGAGAAGGGCUCGAUAGUAGAUAAGUUAAGCUUCGAAUUGGAGACAUUCCUCCAGGCAAAGAAAAAGGGUGCUCUUAGACCAAGAGAAAGGAGAAAAUCGAUGGAAUCAAUGCCCUUAAAUGAGGCAACAAGUGGGCCACGAGAUAUGGCUGGUGAGGAUGACUCUGAUGGGAGUGAUUCAAACUGUUUCGAGCUGCAAAGACAGGGCAAAGAAGAUGAGCUCAAGGCUCGUGAAGAUGAAGCUGCGGCAGAAGCUAAUAUUGAAGAGGAAAAGAUUGAGAAGGCAACAAAUCUCAUGAAGACGAAGGUUGGGCCACGGGCUAGGAGGAAAGCACGUAACCCUUCGAGCCUGCAGGUAAAAUUUGAAGAACAGAUGGCUCGGGCCCUGUUGGGUAAUCGAAGUAAGAAUUCAAAUAGAGCAGAAGCAGAGAAAGAGAGAACCAAUGAUGGGGUCCCACCUGAGAUUGGCGCAUUUGCCUAUAAGCCUGAUGAACCAGAAGGCAAGAAUAAAUCUUCUGAAAGCGUGGUCAAUGACUUCAUAAAGAAUCAAUUGAUGAUGACGGGAGUGGGCGAGAUUGAUGCUGGAGAGGCUUCCUGCAGUAACUAUUCUAAAUGGAUGACGCACACUAGUCCUGUACGACAAUGGAUGGUGGGAAACUCAUUAGCCCCUGAUCUUGAUGUCUUAGAGUCAUCCUCGAAACUUCCUCCUGCCCUCAAGGACAAUACCCUAAAAGCAAAGCUUAUGGAGGCGAGGUCUAAGGGUCAGAAAUCAAGGUUUAGGGCUCCCAAAGCAUUUGAGACGCUAUAUCCACCUUUCAUUGGGGGGAACUGGGCUCCCAAUUACGGCCUUCAGUAUCCAUCAGGGCAGUGCACAGUGUGUAAAGCGUCGGACCUGAAGUUGCGAUAAACUUUGUGACCUUGACGAACUAUCAAAGAAGACAUAAAAAGGAGGUCCCUUGAGAUGAAGUUCCGCCCGACUCCGCCGAACAUGAUCUCAUCUUUGGAUGGUGGCACAGAAUUCAAUGUAAAUGCCUGAGAAAUGAAAAGAACCUUCACCUAUCGUUGGUCAAUUUUUUGCGUACCCAUCUGCAAUUUUACAAUAUGCGAUACAGAUCAUCUAUCAUUUAUAUGAAUUCAAGAUUGAAUUCAGUUUAACCUUUUUACCAUUCCACAGUUGUUGAACCCGAAAGCACAGCUCGGGAGCUCUCCUGCAUAUGUGUAAGCGACGAAGCAGAUCUGAUUUGGCAGAGUCCCCUUUAUCAGGUAACUGCAUAUACCAAACAUAAUUCCAAUCAGAAAAUUAAGAAUUUCUCUUCACAGAUCACUUAGAGAAUGGACUGUGCUGGAGGUUUUACGUGUGGCCUAGGAGAGCGACACUGGCAUCCUCAUUGUGCGCCACGACCGCCACAGACUCAUCCACGACAA